GAGAGAGCGAGAGAGGGGGAGAAUUCUGCCGAAAGAUAGUUAGAAAACCAGUUUCUCUACGUCAUUCCUGUUGAAGAUGUGACCCUCCAUUUUCGUGUGUUUGUGUUUUCUACCUUCCUACAUCAUACAGGUUUCUUCCACUGCCUUGCACAUCGUUGUAAUUCAUCUCCUCUCAGAAGCCAUGAAAAUCGCGUCCUUCAACGUUCAACGAUUUGGGUUGAAAAAAGUGUCAGAUCCAUUUGUCUUGUCGACACUUGUCAAGAUCGUGUCUCGGUAUGACAUCAUGCUGAUCUUGGAGGUGACAGAUGUGAGUGGGGACUCUGUGGACCUCUUCCUCAAAGAGCUCAACGCAGCGAACACGGUGCACCACUACACUCUGAAGAUCAGCACCCGACUGGGCCGGACCAGAUACAAGGAACAGUUCCUCUUCCUCUACAGGGAUGACCUGGUGGAUCUGGUGGAUACGUAUCAGUAUGAGGAUAACCAGGUGGACGACCACGAUGCCUUCGCUCGGGAGCCUUACAUCCUCCGCUUCAUGUGUUCCCACACAGUUUUAAAGGACUUGGUGCUAAUCCCGGUACACACUAAACCAGACGACAGCGUGAAGGAGCUGGAUGAGCUGUACGAGGUGUUCCAGAUGGUUCACAAGAAGUGGAACACAGAUAAUGUGAUGAUUCUUGGGGACUUCAAUGCAGACGGAACAUACGUCUCUGACUUCAACCAGAUCCGCAUCAGGUCCGACAAGAACUUUCACUGGCUGAUUGGAGAUGAUGUGGACACUACUGCCAACACAGGGAAUGAACACACAUAUGACCGUAUUGUAGUGUAUGGCGAUGACAUGCUGGCGGCUGUAGUGCCUGGCUCUGCCCAGCCCUUCAACUUCCACACUGAAUACAACCUGUCUGAGAGAAAGGCCCUGAAGGUGAGCGAUCACUACCCGGUGGAGGUGGAGCUGCGCUGGGAGCCUCACGGCCCCAUCGGCUGGAACAUGGGCCCCCCCAACGGGCCCAUGGCCAACCCUCGCUCCUUCCCACCACCACACCAGCACCACCACGCUGACCAUCCAGCUACAGGCACACCGGAAUUCGAACUCAUCCCAGACAGUGAGCUGCCACCCUACGAGCCCUCCUUCCCAAUCCCGCCGGCUGACCACCGCUACGAUCCAGCAGCAGGGACACAAAGAAAGCAGAUACCUGUACCUUUUGACUCGGGUGCUGGGAGCAGCUCGUCGCCGUACCCAACCAUAAGAAGUGACCUGCGGCAGUAUGACCCUGUCACCAGGGGUGGCCCAAGAAUGGCCUAUGAUUCAACUGUUGGAGGGACCCUGCCACAAGUGUUUAGAGGAACCAGGGAUGACCUCCCUCAGCCGUCACCAUUUCAAGGGAAUGCAGUGGUGAUCUUUCCCCCGCGAGUGGAGCAGUUGAUGGUGGAGGUGCUGGGCAUGCAGAGGGACAACAUGCUGCUGGAGAGGGAGAAGCUGGGCCUGGAGAUACAGAUGCUCAAGCAGCGAUUGGCCAGACCUGACGGGGAAUAAUGUGUGUGUGUGUGUGUGUGUGUGUGUGUGUGUGUGUGUGUGUUGGGGUGUAGCUGUGGCCUAGUGUUUUAGGGAGAUGGACUUAAGAUCAGAGGGUUUGCAGGUUUGAGUCCCACCUACCUCUCCCUACACCUCCAUCCAUGGCUAAGGUGCCCAUGAGCAAGGCACCUAACACUGCUCCAGGGACUGUAACCAAUACCCUGUAAAAUAACUGUAAGUCGCUUUGGAUAAAAGCGUCAGCUAAGUGUAAUGUAAUGUAAUGUAAUAAUUGUGCGCAAGACUCUACAUGUAAACUAAAGAGGAUGACUUAGGUGUUCCAUUGAUCACAGGACAAAAAACACUGUAUGCAACCGACUACAUCAUGUGACUGAUUAUAACCAAAUAUAUCUAUUCUGGCACGUAAAUAUAUUUAAUUCAUAUUACCAGCAUUCCAUACUAAUGCGCACAAUACAUACGUAUAUGACAUCUUCCCCUUUUCAAGAUGACAGCAAGGCACAAUGCAAUGCUAAUACUGCAAUGGCUGGGUCAACACAGACACAUAAUAAUGGCAAUGAGGAAAUGUUGUUGAUUGGCCCGAACAGACAGGGAGCGUGAUGCUUAGACUUCAGAAGGCAGCUUUGUUUGGCCUGUGUUCUAGAUGACUCAGAGACAAAGAAUAUUUUACAAUGUCCAUGUGUGAAUACUCCACUGUGUUUUUGCGUGUGUGUGUGUGUGUGUGUGUGUGUGUGUG
Molecule: messenger RNA, 2264 nt
Organism: Engraulis encrasicolus (European anchovy)
Lineage: Eukaryota; Metazoa; Chordata; Actinopteri; Clupeiformes; Engraulidae
Product: deoxyribonuclease-1-like
Exons: 10
Coding region: 182-1534 (450 amino acids)
Biological process (GO): DNA catabolic process
Cellular component (GO): nucleus
Molecular function (GO): DNA binding; deoxyribonuclease I activity
Source: RefSeq, a predicted model, not a curated record